Molecule: messenger RNA, 423 nt
Organism: Pestalotiopsis fici W106-1
Lineage: Eukaryota; Fungi; Ascomycota; Sordariomycetes; Amphisphaeriales; Sporocadaceae
Exons: 2
Coding region: 1-423 (140 amino acids)
Source: RefSeq, a predicted model, not a curated record
AUGUUCAUCCUUGGCAUUCUAUUCUUCUGCCUCCGGCUUAUUCAUCCUGCCCAAGGCGCUGUGGCCUACCCCCCAAUCUGCAAUAUCCCAGACUAUGACUGGGCCGAGGACAGCCUUGCCGACCAGGUCAUUCAGGAGGUACGAGACCGCGGAUUCGGGUGCCGCGCGAACCCAGGUCCACGAGUGUGCACGCAACUCGCCUGCGUCGACCCCGGUGUCGCCGUCUACCUGUGCAACGACCUGGACCACGAGCUGCAGAUUGACUGCGAUGCCGUGGCCGACUAUGCCCAGGAUAUCAAGGACCGCUGCGACAACUUUCCGCUCACCGCCGCCCAGACCACGCAGGGCCAAGAGUUUGAUAUUGGCGGCUGGAACGUCAUUGUGGCCGGGACCUUUGGCGGAAUUGGGGGCUGUAUCGUCUGA